UCGUGCACUGUUAUUCUUUUGCUAGAAAAUCUCGAAUGGGAACGGGAUAAUCACUGAGUGAAACACUAUUAUUGCUUUGCAGGUCGCACAGAGGUAGACAUUGGCAAAGUCCAACUGAUGCCACAUAUGCUGCAGCGCUUCCGCGCCUUGAUACAAAAACGGGCGCUGUAUUUGUGGCGCACACCUUUCCUGUUCGUGAUUGGCUGGAUCCUCCCUGUGGUCAUGGCAUACAUUGGUCUUACGGUAUUCAAGCUAAACCGCGUGGAACUGCCGCCGGAUUUCAGUCACUUCAACCUGAGCACAAUUUUAUCUGAUGGAGCUGAAGAACAACCAGCCCAAGUCUUCAUUGAAGAGGUCACACCGAACGACAAUUCUCUGCGCUACAAGGUGCUUCUAGAGACCCAGAACGUACCAUACGAAGUGUUCACGGAUACGAAGAAGACUCUUUUGGCCAAGUACAACGAGGACUUUUUUCACUACAUGUUGACCUAUGCGUUCGGCAGCGUCUUCAACACAACAGAGUAAGUGAAGUUCGCGGUAAUUCACGGAUAUUGGGAACAUAUCUCUUCUGUUUAGCCGCACCCAAGUACCUUGCGGUGGACUAAUACUUUAACAUUACAAAUCCUUGUGAUGGCGCAAACUGUGACACGUGUGCACAGCACCAAGAGUGACGAAUAAAGGAGGUGAGUGAGGUUACAGAAAUUCAGCUCGGUUACAGCUCGUGGGAACGUUUGGGUUGACCAGCAUGUCUUUAGUGAUGAUUCUGCAUCUGAUUUUCGG
Molecule: messenger RNA, 780 nt
Organism: Dermacentor andersoni
Lineage: Eukaryota; Metazoa; Arthropoda; Arachnida; Ixodida; Ixodidae
Source: RefSeq, a predicted model, not a curated record